AGAAUGGCCAUAUUGGUUGCAUUGCUUUCCGUCAUUCAUAUCAUUUAUGGAGCGCCAAGAAAUGUUGAUGAUCUUGAUGAUUCCCGUACGAUUAUAUUCUCACAAGUUCCGAUGAAUAAUCUUGUGCGAAAAUGUUUGGAAAAUAUUCCACUUAAAUAUCGUGAACGAUGUCUAAGAGAAUCAUUCGAGCAAUAUGCUGGCAGUCUAUACCCACAGAAAACACGUUGCUGUACAAAAUGGUCACAAAUGGAAUGUUUAACUAAAUAUACGUACAAUACCAUCUAUUGUGAUAUACAUCAACAGCAAAAUGUCCAUAGAUAUUUUAAUCAGAUACGAAGCACUUCGGCUGAUGGUUCACCUGAAUGUGUUGAUUAUCGUCCCAUCGAAGAAGAAGUACGAAAUUGGUCAUCGGAUUUAGGACGUGUACCAAAAUGUGCUGCCAACGUGGAAUUGGAAUUUCUGGAAAAUAUUCGUGAAAAUCAUAACGAUGAACAUCAACAUAAUGAACAAUCAGAACCACAACAGCAAUAAUUAUUUUAAGA
This is a messenger RNA of Dermatophagoides farinae (American house dust mite), 542 nucleotides long. RefSeq lists its product as uncharacterized. NCBI's taxonomy places the organism in Eukaryota, Metazoa, Arthropoda, Arachnida, Sarcoptiformes, Pyroglyphidae. The record is from RefSeq and is a predicted model, not a curated record.